AUGGAUAGGAAACUGAGUGUUCGACAAGUCAAGUGUUGCUGCGAUCUUCUUGCUGCUGCCGCAGUUAGUGAUGGUGUUGAUUCUCUUCUUGCUGCUGCCGAUACUGAAGGUCUUCCUCCUGCUGGCACUUCGCAGUCUGCUAGAGGGAAGAAAAGGAGGAACUAUCGCCACAAUCAGGAGCAAAUCAAUGCAAUGGAAAUCUACUUAAAGGACUAUCCACACCCUGACCAGAACCAAAGAAAUGACCUUGCAAUGAGCUCAGGGUUAGACCCCACUCAGGUUAAGUUCUGGUUCCAAAACAAGCGCACUCAACUAAAGCUAGAGAUGAAAAAAUCAAUUUUAGCCGACCUUUUCCGUGGUCAGACUCUGCAAAACAUCCCUGAAGCAUUACAACAGUACACCUCGGAAUUAUCUAAGAACCGAGCAAAUCUCUCAUCUCCACGUUCUAGCAAUUGUGAAGAAAGAAUGCCUGAUGUGGGAGGAUUUACUCGCAUAUGUGGAAGAAUUUACCGACAUAUGUUGAAGUUCAAAGAUAUAUAUAGUUAUACAAAAAUUGCUUUGGAAGAAUACAAACAUCAUUAUCAAUAUAUUUUAAAAUGA
This is a messenger RNA of Daucus carota subsp. sativus, 600 nucleotides long. Its product is annotated as homeobox-leucine zipper protein ROC2-like. Gene Ontology annotation, biological process: regulation of DNA-templated transcription. The record is from RefSeq and is a predicted model, not a curated record. Gene Ontology annotation, molecular function: DNA binding; DNA-binding transcription factor activity, RNA polymerase II-specific. The transcript is spliced from 3 exons. Bases 1 to 600 code for a protein of 199 amino acids. Lineage: Eukaryota; Viridiplantae; Streptophyta; Magnoliopsida; Apiales; Apiaceae.